Messenger RNA from Tuber melanosporum (Perigord truffle), 594 nucleotides. RefSeq lists its product as uncharacterized. Lineage: Eukaryota; Fungi; Ascomycota; Pezizomycetes; Pezizales; Tuberaceae. Bases 155 to 454 code for a protein of 99 amino acids. The transcript is spliced from 2 exons. The record is from RefSeq and is a predicted model, not a curated record.
CGCCUCUUUACCUCUUGUGUCCCCCUCGUUAUCCUCUGCUGGUGGAGAGCUGGUUGCCUGUAACCCCCCCGAUUGGCCACAAUCACGAACCCUAACCCUAACCCUCAGUAGGAGAAAGGGAAACGAAAAGUGUUUAAAAACCGCUAGCAAUAAAAUGGGAAACCUCUGCUCCCGCGGCGAGUCAAUUCGAGAGAUGCGGACCGAAAUCGAGGAACUACGGAAGGACAUAGAAAGGAUGGCGAGGGAUAGAGAGGUUCGGGAGGUGCAGGCUAGGGAUGGAAGAGCUACUGCUCGGGGUGGUGGCAGCAGCAGUGGGAUAUGCCAUCAAGCACCAAUAGCAACAAGGAUGAGCUGGCCAGUUGGGAGCUUCAGAAGCAUCGAGGAGUCUAGGGCAGCUGAGGAAUUUGUGGCUAGGGUAAGGAGGUCAAGGAAUUACGGGAGGGACAGGAGUUGAAGAUGUCACGCUACACAAGGGGAUGGAUGAUUUCUUAGUGAUGAUUGAUGACGUAUUGGUUUGGCGGAUGAAAAGUUUUUGGUGUAACCUAAUCUAGUAAGCAGGAAAUUUAGUCCUUAGGAUCUUAUUCUACUAUCAAA